UCGACGAGCGCCUUCUUGUUACGUUCCGCCGAUGUUGUGGUUUUCGGCUAGACACGAAAGAGUGUAAUUCAUUGGACCUUUUACACCAAGUUUUCAAGCUUGUUAAUUUGCAGCUAGCUUGAAGCUAACUCGUCAAGAGGAAAGGAAACAACCACUGUACCCGGAGUCCUGCCAAGAAGAUGGACAGUGAGAUUCAAAGAGACGGGAGGGUCCUGGACCUCACUGAUGAUGCCUGGAGGGAAGACAGACUGCCAUAUGAAGAUGUCACCAUCCCUCUGAGUGAACUACCUGAGGCUGAGCAAGACAACGGAGGAUCCACAGAGUCUGUGAAAGAACAAGAGAUGAAGUGGACAGACCUGGCCCUGCAGAGCCUGCAUGAAAACACACCGAGCACUGGGAACUAGAAAAACAAUACUGAGCUGGAUUAAGACUGUUGUGCAAAAAGACGCACGUGCAAGAGGACACUGGAUUCAGACAAAUCUAUAUAUUUUUAUUGGCAUUGUAUUGUGUAUUUCGAAGGAUUUGCAAUGUUUUCUAGCCAAAUAUGCAAGAAUGCAUUUCCCAUUUGUAGUUUUAAUAAAUAUUAAAUAAUGUUGUUAUUUCUCCA
Molecule: messenger RNA, 607 nt
Organism: Labrus mixtus (cuckoo wrasse)
Lineage: Eukaryota; Metazoa; Chordata; Actinopteri; Labriformes; Labridae
Gene: anapc13
Product: anaphase promoting complex subunit 13
Exons: 2
Coding region: 180-404 (74 amino acids)
Biological process (GO): protein K11-linked ubiquitination
Cellular component (GO): anaphase-promoting complex
Source: RefSeq, a predicted model, not a curated record